CCGCCGCUCAAGAAGUGGAAUUUCCUCGGGACUGGCGAUCUCCCCUCUCUCCGGGGUUCCGCCUCUCCGCUGGGUGGUGAGGUCCUCGAGGCUGGCUCCGAGGGGUCGCGGGAUCGAGGCUGGGCACCGAGCGAGGGGCAGGCGAGGCCCGGAGUCGGGGCUCGGGGGGCAACUCCCCGCGCGUCUGUGGAGUCUCUUCAGCGUGGCUUGGUCUCUGCUGCGGCCCCCCGAGGCAUCCGCGACCUUUCCCACUGGCCGCUGGCCCCUGGGCGGCCAGCAGACGGGCUUCCCCGCAGCCCCCGCUUCUGAGGGAGGACCCUUCGGAGAGGCGUCGCUCCGGCUCCCCACCCACUUCCCCACCCCGGCGCGCCGGAGCGGUCUGUCAUGAGCCCGGCGUGAACUAGUGCUGCAUCCUGACUUGAACCCAGCCGAAAGUGCUUGCUUGCCAUCAUGGGGAAUCAGCUGGCCGGCAUUGCUCCCUCCCAGAUCCUUUCUGUGGAAAGCUACUUUUCAGACAUCCACGACUUUGAGUAUGACAAGAGCCUGGGAAGCACUCGUUUUUUUAAAGUUGCUCGAGCAAAGCACCGUGAAGGCCUGGUGGUGGUCAAGGUCUUUGCCAUUCAGGAUCCCACGUUGCCUUUGACUAGCUACAAACAAGAGCUGGAGGAACUGAAAAUCAGGCUGAAUUCUGCACAGAACUGCCUUCCUUUCCAGAAAGCAGCGGAGAAGGCCUCAGAGAAAGCAGCCAUGCUCUUUCGGCAGUAUGUUCGAGACAACCUCUAUGAUCGCAUCAGCACGCGCCCCUUCUUAAAUAACAUUGAGAAGCGCUGGAUUGCUUUCCAGGUUCUCACAGCCGUGGACCAAGCACAUAAAUCGGGUGUCCGUCACGGGGACAUCAAGACCGAGAACGUGAUGGUCACCAGUUGGAAUUGGGUUCUUCUAACGGAUUUUGCCAGUUUCAAACCCACUUACCUUCCAGAGGACAACCCAGCAGAUUUCAACUAUUUCUUUGAUACUUCCCGGAGGAGAACGUGCUAUAUCGCCCCUGAACGUUUUGUUGAUGGUGGGAUGUUUGCCACUGAGUUGGAAUACAUGCGAGACCCCUCAACGCCACUCGUAGACUUAAAUAGCAAUCAGCGAACGCGGGGAGAGUUGAAGAGGGCGAUGGACAUUUUUUCAGCAGGUUGUGUGAUAGCUGAGCUUUUUACAGAAGGUGUACCACUAUUUGAUCUCUCUCAGCUUUUGGCCUAUCGAAAUGGACAUUUUUUCCCUGAACAAGUGCUAAAUAAAAUAGAAGAUCACAGUAUCAGAGAAUUGGUAACUCAGAUGAUUCACCGAGAGCCAGAGAAACGAUUAGAGGCAGAAGAAUACUUAAAGCAACAGCGUGGCAAUGCCUUUCCUGAAAUAUUCUACACUUUCCUUCAGCCCUACAUGGCCCAGUUUGCCAAGGAAACCUUCCUGUCUGCAGAUGAGCGCAUUCUGGUUAUUCGGAAGGAUUUGGGCAACAUUAUUCACAAUCUCUGUGGACGUGAACCACCAGAAAAAGGAGAGGGCGAGCCUAAGGAAAAUGGACUGGUUAUUUUGGUGUCCGUUAUAACGUCUUGCCUGCAGACCCUUAAGUACUGUGAUUCCAAACUUGCUGCUUUGGAACUUAUUCUCCAUUUAGCCCCCAGAUUAAGUGUAGAAAUCCUUUUGGAUCGUAUUACUCCGUAUCUCUUGCAUUUCAGCAAUGACUCUGUUCCCAGAGUGAGGGCCGAAGCCUUGAGGACAUUGACCAAAGUUCUUGCUCUUGUCAAAGAGGUUCCUCGCAACGAUAUCAAUAUCUAUCCGGAGUAUAUUCUGCCAGGCAUUGCCCAUUUAGCCCAAGAUGAUGCGACUAUUGUUAGACUAGCCUAUGCUGAAAACAUAGCGCUCUUGGCAGAAACAGCUCUGAGAUUCCUGGAAUUAGUGCAGUUAAAGAAUCUGAAUAUGGAAAAUGACCCAAAUAGUGAAGAAAUAGAUGAGGUUACCCAUCCUAAUGGAAAUUAUGACACAGAGCUCCAAGCCCUACAUGAAAUGGUCCAGCAGAAAGUUGUCACUCUGCUAAGUGAUCCUGAAAACAUCGUGAAACAAACCCUGAUGGAAAAUGGAAUAACACGGCUUUGUGUGUUCUUUGGGCGCCAGAAAGCAAAUGACGUGUUACUGUCUCACAUGAUCACAUUCCUCAAUGAUAAGAAUGAUUGGCACUUGCGUGGAGCUUUUUUUGAUAGCAUAGUUGGUGUUGCUGCCUAUGUUGGCUGGCAGAGUUCCUCAAUCCUCAAGCCCCUGCUGCAACAAGGACUUAGCGAUGCGGAAGAAUUUGUUAUUGUUAAGGCACUCAAUGCCCUUACGUGCAUGUGCCAGCUAGGUCUGCUGCAGAAACCUCAUGUGUACGAAUUUGCCAGCGAUAUUGCCCCCUUCCUGUGUCAUCCCAACCUCUGGAUCCGCUAUGGUGCCGUGGGCUUCCUCACAGUGUUAGCCCAUCAAAUAAGCACGGCUGAUGUCUACUGCAAACUGAUGCCUUACCUUGACCCCUACAUCACCCACCCAAUAAUACAGAUUGAGAGAAAGCUUGUCCUGCUCAGUGUUCUGAAAGAGCCAGUGAGUCGCUCUAUCUUUGACUACGCGCUGAGGGCUAAAGACAUCGCCAGCUUGUUCAGACAUCUGCGUAUGCGGCAGAAGAAGCGAAGUGGGGCGAUUGCGGACUGCCUUCCGCCCGAGGACCCUGCCAUUGCACAGCUUCUGAAGAAGCUCCUCUCUCAGGGAAUGACCGAGGAAGAGGAAGAUAAACUUCUGGCACUGAAAGACUUCAUGAUGAAGUCUAACAAAGCAAAGGCCAAUAUCGUGGACCAGAGCCAUCUCCAUGAUAGUAGCCAGAAAGGUGUGAUUGAUUUGGCCGCCUUCGGCAUAACUGGGAGACAAGUGGAUCUUGUUAAAACCAAACAGGAGCCAGAUGAGAAGCGUGCUAGAAAGCAUGUCAAACAAGACUCGAAUGUGAAUGAAGAAUGGAAAAGCAUGUUUGGGUCCCUGGAACCAGCGAACAUCCCACAGGCCCCACCUAAAGGGGGUGACCAGGACGUGACUCAGACUGGGAAGCCGUCUCGAUCCGAGUCCUCUGCUGGCAUUGGUGUCCCCUUGUCAACUUCUCCACAGGUUACAGAAGCGACUACUGUCCAAAGUAGAAAGCCAACCAUACAGGUGUUAAGCAGCACGGUUUUACCGUCCACCUACCAGAUCCGGAUCACAGCAUGUAAGACGGACCUUCAGCAGCUCAUGCAGCAGAAGCGGGAGCAGUGCAACGCCGAGCGCAUCGCCAAGCAGAUGAUGGAAAACGCUGAGUGGGAGAGCAAACCACCGCCUCCUGGGUGGCGUCCCAAAGGGUUGCUGGUUGCACAUCUUCAUGAACACAAGUCUGCUGUGAAUCGAAUUAGAGUUUCUGAUGAACACUCACUCUUUGCAACCUGUUCAAAUGACGGCACGGUGAAGGUCUGGAACAGUCAAAAGAUGGAAGGGAAGACCACCACUACCAGAUCUAUUCUGACAUACAGCCGGAUUGGGGGCCCUGUCAAGACGCUCACUUUCUGCCAGGGCUCCCACUACUUAGCCAUCGCAUCGGACAAUGGCGCCGUCCAGCUUCUCGGGAUCGAGGCUUCCAAGCUUCCCAAGUCUCCUAAAAUUCAUCCCAUCCAAAGCAGAACUCUGGAUCAGAAGGAGGACGGCUGCGUCGUGGACAUGCAUCACUUCAACUCUGGGGCGCAGUCGGUUCUAGCUUACGCCACAGUGAACGGCUCCCUGGUUGGCUGGGACCUGCGGUCUUCAAGCGAUGCGUGGGUGUUAAAGCACGAUUUGAAGUUGGGCCUCAUCACUUCCUUUGCUGUGGACAUCCACCAGUGCUGGCUCUGCAUUGGUACCAGCAGUGGGACCAUGGCCUGUUGGGACAUGAGGUUCCAGUUGCCAAUUUCCAGUCACUGUCACCCUUCCAGGGCUCGGAUCAGGCGACUCUCAAUGCACCCCCUGAACCAGUCCUGGGUGAUUGCAGCUGCCCAGGGCAACAACGAAGUGUCCAUGUGGGACAUGGAGACCGGCGACAGAAGAUAUUUUUAUUGGUGUCUGUUGUUUGACCACCUGCCUGUUUCUCUGCAGCCCUCUUCCCAUAGUGUUCAUGGCAUCUACUGCAGCCCCGCAGAGGGGAAUCCGAUCCUGCUCACCGCUGGCUCAGACAUGAAAAUAAGGUUUUGGGACCUGGCUUACCCAGAGCGGUCCUACGUUGUGGCGGGAAGUAUGAGCACCCCAUCCGUGUCCUACUACAGGAAGAUCAUCGAAGGCACCGAGGUUAUCCAGGAAAUUCAGAAUAAGCAGAAGGUGGGACCCAGUGACGACACCCCUCGGAAGGGCCCCGAGUGUCUGCCUGUGGGACACCAUGACAUCAUCACAGAUGUCGCCACGUUCCAGACAACCCAGGGCUUCAUCGUUACUGCUUCCAGGGACGGGAUCGUCAAGGUGUGGAAGUAAAACGCUCAUUUGUAUUCUUUGUAAAAAAAAAGUUAUAAAUAUACUAAACUUAAGAGAAAAGGUAUUUCUAGAGAACUGAACAGGUUUUUUUUUUUUUUUUUUUUGGUUUAAUUUUCAGAAUCAUGUCUCUAUAUUACUGAUUCAUGAUUAAAUAAAUCCCACCCAAGGUGGCGAAGGAAGUACUUGACUAGCAUCCCUAUGUAUAUCUCUGUAGGACUGUGUAUUGUCUCUGUCACAGAGGUGAGAGAUUUCAAAUGCUAAGGCAUGUAUGUAUGAUCUCAGAUUACUUUGUAUUAUGAAUAAGACGGUUGGGAUGAUAGCUGUACACUAUUAUAAUGUAAACACAGUUUUGCUAUUAAAAUGCUAUUCGAGCCAGCCAAUAAACUAUAUUCAAGCA
Molecule: messenger RNA, 4927 nt
Organism: Echinops telfairi (small Madagascar hedgehog)
Lineage: Eukaryota; Metazoa; Chordata; Mammalia; Afrosoricida; Tenrecidae
Gene: PIK3R4
Product: phosphoinositide-3-kinase regulatory subunit 4
Exons: 20
Coding region: 451-4530 (1359 amino acids)
Biological process (GO): protein phosphorylation; late endosome to vacuole transport; autophagy of peroxisome
Cellular component (GO): phosphatidylinositol 3-kinase complex, class III, type I; phosphatidylinositol 3-kinase complex, class III, type II; nucleus-vacuole junction
Molecular function (GO): protein binding; protein serine/threonine kinase activity; ATP binding
Source: RefSeq, a predicted model, not a curated record